This is a messenger RNA of Cynoglossus semilaevis (tongue sole), 6861 nucleotides long. Its product is annotated as rapamycin-insensitive companion of mTOR. Gene Ontology annotation, biological process: TORC2 signaling; positive regulation of phosphatidylinositol 3-kinase/protein kinase B signal transduction. The transcript has 38 exons. NCBI's taxonomy places the organism in Eukaryota, Metazoa, Chordata, Actinopteri, Pleuronectiformes, Cynoglossidae. Bases 77 to 5368 code for a protein of 1763 amino acids. Gene Ontology annotation, molecular function: protein serine/threonine kinase activator activity. The record is from RefSeq and is a predicted model, not a curated record. Gene Ontology annotation, cellular component: TORC2 complex.
AGUCCGGCUGAAGGUCUUCUCCGCUACUCUCGCGAGAAACUGCGAAGUUUCCGGUGUUGUGUAUGUUCCUGGAAACAUGGCGGCCAGCUUCCGCGGCCGUCCUAUCCGGAGUCUUCGGAUACGAGGUCGGAAUGACAGCGGGGAGGAGAACGUACCGCUGGAUCUGACCAGAGAGCCGUCAGAGAACUUCCGAGAAAUCCUCCAAAACGUGGCCAAACAACAUGGAGUUAGCAACAUGCGAAAGCUGGGCCACCUGAACAACUUCAUCAAGCUGAUCUGCAACAUAGGCCACCGUGAGGAGAACUUUGGGUUUACGCACGAAGAAAUCAUAGUUUGUCUUCGACUAGCUUUGCUAAAUGAGGCCAAGGAAGUGCGUGCUGCGGGUUUGCGGGCCCUGCGCUACCUCAUUAGAGACACCAACGUUCUGCAAAAGGUCCUCAGACUGCAGGUUGAUUAUUUAAUUGCCAGAUGCAUCGACAUCCAGCAGAGCAAUGAAGUCGAGAGAACUCAGGCGCUGAGACUUGUCCGAAAGAUCAUUACCGUCAAUGCUAUGCUGUUCCCCACAUCCAUCGCUAACUCUCUCAUAGCCGUGGGCACUGAUGGACUACAGGAGAGAGACCGUAUGGUCCGAGCAGCGAUCGCCAUUAUAUGUGAACUAGCGCUGAAGAACCCAGAGGUGGUGGCCAAACGAGGAGGCCUCAGUACCAUCCUGAAGAAUGUCAUCGACUGUCAGCUGAGUCGCAUCAACGAAGCACUGAUCACCACCAUCCUCCACCUCCUCAACCAUCCACGCACCCGUCAGUACGUGCGGGUGGACGUGGAGCUGGAGCAAAUCCUCGCCCCCUUCACAGAUUUUCACUACAGGCACAACGCAGACACAGCUGAAGGACAACUCAAGGAGGACAAAGAGGCCCGGUUCUUGUCCAGCAGAAUGGCCAUAGUGGCAGCUUUUCGCUCCUGGUCUGGCAUCAUCAACCUAUGCAAGGCUGGAAAUUCUGGCAUCCAAUCGUUAAUUGGUUUACUUUGCAUACCAAAUAUGGAAGUGAGGAAAGGCCUGUUGGAGGUGCUGUAUGAGAUUUUCAGGCUGCCCGUGCCCAUCAUAACACAAGACUUCAUCGAAGCUCUUCUAAGUGUGGACCCUUCUAGGUUCCAGGACUCGUGGAGACUCUCUGACGGAUUCGUUGCUGCUGAGGCCAAAGUCAUUUUACCUCACCGGGCACGCUCCAGACCUGAUCUGAUGGACAACUACCUGGGGUUUGUGCUGUCGUCCUUCAUCAACAGUGGUCUGUUGGAGGGACUCGUUGAAGUGGUGACCAGUAGUGACGACCAACUCGCUGUGAGAGCCACCAUCCUGCUGGGGGAGCUUCUCCAUAUGGCCAACACCAUCCUCCCCCACUCCCACAGUCACCACCUGCACUGCCUUCCCACCCUCAUGAACUUGGCCGCGUCUUUUGACAUCCCCCAAGAGAAACGACUCCGUGCUAGCGCAGCUGUCAACAAUCUGAAGCGCUUCCACGAGAAGAAGAAGAAAGGUCUGAAACCACACAGUCUCUAUCUAGACCACAUCAUCCGCAAGUCGGUGUCCUCACCUAGCCGCAGGGAGUCGCACUCCCGCGCUCACAGGGACAUCUACGUUAUCAAAGACACAGAAGAAGCGCUGAUGACGAACCUGCGAGACAGUCAAAUCCUCAACCACAAACAGAACCUGGAGUGGAACUGGCUCCUCAUCGCCACCAUCCUUAAGUGGCCAAACGUAAACCUCAGAAACAACAAAGACGAACAAAUGCACAGGUUUGUGCGGAGGCUGCUGUACUUUUAUAAGCCCAGCAGUAAACUGUACGCAGGGCUAGCAUUGGAUCACGCCAAGGCAAGACAGCUGACCGUCGUCGGGUGUCAGUUUAUGGAGUUCCUCAUGGACUCGGAUGAGGACGGUCAAGGUUACCUGGAAGACCUGGUUAGGGACAUGGUGUCCUGGCUGUCCCUGUCCUCGGGACUGAAGCCGGAGCGCUCUCUGCAGAGUAACGGCCUGGUGGUCACCCUCAGCCAACACUACUUCCUCUUCCUGGGGACGCUCUCUGCUCACCCGCAGGGGGUCAAACUGCUGGAGAAAUGUGGCCUGUUUCAGUGCCUGCUGAGUCUCUGCUCUGUGAAGAACCAGGACGCCGUGCUCAAACUCGCCGUGACCACGUUGGACUACAGCAGAGAUGGACUGGCCAGAGUCAUCCUGUCUAAGAUCCUGACCGCUGCUACUGAUACGUGCAGACUGUACGCCACCAAACAUCUGCGCGUGCUGCUGCGUGCCGGCGUGGACUUCUUCAGCAGCUGGGGCAUGGAGCUGCUGGUCACACAGCUGCACGACCACAGCAAGGCCGUGUCCAUGGAGGCGCUGGACAUACUGGACGAGGCCUGUGAGGACAAGGCAAACCUUCACGCUCUCAUCCAGUUAAAACCAGCUCUGUCCCAUCUGGGAGACAAAGGCCUGCUGCUGCUUCUCAGGUUCCUGUCCAUCCCUAAAGGUUUCUCCUACCUCAACGAGAGAGGUUACGUCAGCAAGCAGCUGGACAAAUGGCAAAAGGAAUAUAACCUGAAGUACGUGGACCUGAUAGAGGAGCAGCUCAACGAAGCUCUGACCACCUACAGAAAACCCGUGGAUGGAGACAACUACGUCAGACGCAGCAACCAAAGGUUACAAAGGCCAAACGUCUACCUUCCUGUUCACUUGUAUGGUCAGCUGGUCCAUGACAAGACAGGCUGCCAUCUGCUGGAAGCCCAGAGCGUGGUGCCCGACCUCAGCUACACAGUUCGUUCCCCGAUGCUGGACACCUGGGAGGGCAUCAAGCAGCUGAAGGCGUCUCUCUGGGCACUGGCCAACAUCGGCUCCUCGAACUGGGGUCUGAACCUCUUGCAGGAGGAGAACGUCAUCCCCGACAUCAUCACCUUAGCACAGCACUGUGAGGUUCUGUCAGUACGAGGGACGUCGGUGUACGUGCUGGGCGUCAUAUCGAAGACCCGGCAGGGCUGCGAGGUGCUCAAACAUUACGGGUGGGAUGCCGUCCGACAUAGUCGCAGGACGCUGUGGCCCGUCACUCAGGACGAGGUUGAUGCCCAGCUGACAUCUGAACUCUCCUCCGUGCCGAGCACGCUCAGCCUGAACUCUGAGUCCACCGGCUCACGUCACAACAGCGAGAGCGAAUCGCAGCCCAACAUGUACAUCAUGGACGACGACAAGUGUGACGUUCUGGACCAAUCCGAUGAGUCCUCCAUCUAUCUGCACCCUAAACCUGUCAAAGACCGCAGCCCCUUCACCAUCCUGGCCUCCACGCGCUUCGUGCGCACCCGUUUCCUGAACUCGCUCUCUCUUCCCAGCAAAAAACUGCGAUCUACCAGUGACCCCAAGACGCCGUCCGGAUCCCACACCCCUACGGAUUUCAAGACCGGGAGCAUGAGGCGGAACAGGACGGUGACCGAACCCUCAAUUUACAGCACGACCCAGGGGGACGUCUUUACCCCCAUCUUCAAUGGCAGAGGCAUGCCCAAGAGUCCCACGGUCAGCGUGGAGACGUCUUUUGUCGGGAACCGGGGGAAUUCUGAGGAGCACCUUGUGGAUGGGCGACUGGUGAGGGGAGGGGGGUCCGGCUUUGCUCUGAGUGUCCUUGCAGGGCAGGGGCCUGUGGAACACCCCGGCCGGGAGAAGGAGCAGAGCGGCGGCCCCUCCUCCGGCGGCGGAGGGAGCGGAGGAGGCGUCACCGGCGGCAGUCAGUUCAAAAGCCGCAGCCAGAGCUUUAACACAGACACCACGACUAGUGGUAUCAGUUCCAUGAGCUCUAGUCCGUCUCGGGAAACGGUGGGGAACCCGGAGCACCCCGAGCCCGAACCGGAUUCCUCAGACUGCGUGAGCCUCAACACGGUGGUGUCGGCCAAGACUGUCAAAACCUUUUCUUCCCUCACGCCGCAGCCCCAGUCCAACUACAUGUCCAUGUCCAAGUCUUCCGCCGUCUUUUUGGUACCGCCCGGCUCCUCGCACACACUCCCCCGCCGGGCCCAAUCGCUCAAGUCCCCAUCGGUGACCACCAUCAAGAGCCUGGCGGACUGCAGCUUCAUGUACACCAGUCCCAGAGACGCCCUGGGCUACGCCACCCUGAAGAGGCUGCAGCAACAGAGGAUACACCCGUCUUUGUCCCACAGUGAGGCGCUAGCUUCACCGGCCAAAGACGUGCUCUUCACCGACACCAUCACUAUGAAGACCGGCAGCCUGGACUCCAGGUUAACACCUCGCAGGAUAUCGGACAGGAGGGGAACUUGUCCCGAGACCGGAGUCCCGAAUCCUUGCCGCAGGCUGUCCAGAACUUUCGGGCCGUGGUGCUCCCCCCGGCUCCUCUCACAUUCCUCUCCUCUUGCUCUGUCCAGGUUUCUCAAAGCGCUCAGCUUUGCCUCCCUGGACAAGGAGGAGCUCCUCAGUCCCAUCAACCAAAGCACGCUGCACCGCUGCUCCUCUGUGCGCUCCAUGGUCUCCAGCGCCACCUUUGGGUGCCAGGACGAUUACAUUGGCCUGGCGUUGCCCAUGGACAUCAACGACAUGUUCCACAUCAGAGACAUGUCCUACUUUCAGCAGAGGAUCAGUCCGCCAUCGGAGGAGCGGAAACGCUUCCUGUUUGGCGACGGAGACGGGGACCGUCCUGUUCCGGUCCUGAAGCAGCAGUUCAGCAUCACAGAGCUGAUCGCGUGCCGAGGCGAGGGUCAGAACCACAUGGUGGGCUCGGAGGAGACCGGACUGCAGGAACAUUGUGAAGAAAACUGCCUGUACUGUGUGGGGGCCUCUGUUCUGGGGUACCCCACUCAACCACAGCUGAACAGCACACACCCCCGGACGGACUACGUGGACUUUCCGUCCUGGGGGGGCCAGAGCGGCCAUCGUCUGGAGGUCAUGCCUCAGUCCAAGUUCUCGGGGGUGUCGGGCUGCAGCGACGCCGCGGUGUCGCAGGGUUCGAUCUGCAGCACACCCACACCGGCGGACAUCGUCAUUGACGGAAAAGCGAUAUCGGAGGACGGCCCCGCCUCCCGAGUGCUGCUGAGGAAGGAGGUCCUCCGACUUAUCAUCAAUCUCAGUUCCUCCGUGGGAACCAAAGGUCACGAAACAGGACUGCUGACGAUAAAGGAGAAGUUUUCUUACGCCUUUGAUGACAUCUGCCUGUACUCCGAGGUAUCACACCUCUUGGCCCACUGCAUGUUUCGCUUGACGUCCAGGCGUUUCAUACAGGAGCUCUUCCAGGACGUGCAAUUCAUGCCAAUGUACGAGGAAGCAGAGGCGAUCUUGACGAAGCCACCAAAACAUGUCCAGGAGGAUGCUGACCCGGUGACCGAGUCCUGAUCCCUCCCUUACCCGCCUCCCCGCCUCUCCUUCCUCCCUCCCUCGGUUUAGUGAUCUUUGCACAGCCCUUCUCCUGCCUCCCCUACGACCACAGAACAACCGCUAAGACUAAGCGCUUCCGUUUGGUCCAAACGGAGACCCGUGAAGAUCCGGUCGCUGCUCGACUCCCCCCCCUACAGGCAGGACAAAGGAACUCCAGCGUCUGUAACCCAAACACGCCUAAUGCUGUCUGAGACUUUUUUUUUUAUUUUCUAACCAGGAACACGGGAGAGCACUUAACCAAAUACUGUGGUCGGACUGAUUUGUUCUUCUUCGUCAGUAUAAAUCGGAUCCCGGAAACAAAGACGGGGGUUUGAAAAAAAGAAAAAAGAAGUUGGAUCAAAGUUCUGUCCUUUUCUGUCAUGAUGAGAAUACAGCAUGUUGUCGCGUCGCCGCAGCAAUUCCUCGAACCUCUCCAAUGACGAACACUAAUGAGGAAUCCUGCUGUUCAGAAACAAAACAACAACAACAAAAAUAAUCAAGAAUUCUUGGAACAGGGAGGUUCCACGAAUUCUUGAUUAUUUUUCCCUGACCUGCGACCCGAUUAGUGCUUCUGCUUCUCCUGCUUCUCGGCCACUUCCUUUUUGUAUUUCCUGUAUCUCUGACAAUCAGACAUCACUUCUGUUUGACUCCGCCCCCGACCCCUCUUACCCCGACCCCCGAAGCACGGCAACACACACUGAGUACGUGAGAUUAGCAUGACCUCAUCCUCUACCUUUUCUGGACCUUUGCUUUGUCCCCCAGCCACCGCUUUGAUAUAAAUGAGUGAUGCGGGGGAGCGGAGGCGGGAGGGCCGCGGGGGGGCCCUCGUCCAUGACUUCCUUUCCACCCGUAGUACUACUAGUCCCCUGGUGGACUUUUGGAGGCGCCGGACUCCGCCUUCUCACCCACGCGCUUCGCCCUCUGCCGCAUGCACGACCUAGCAUGUCAAAUGUGGAACAUCGCCCCCGGCGCGUUUCCCUUCCGUCUCUUGGACUUGCGAACCCCCCCCCCCAAUGCAAUAUCACUGUCAGUCUGUGGGUGGCGUGGUGGACAGAGAGAGAGAGAGCUAGAGCGUGGAUUCCCAGGGAAACGCUCGUUUCCAUCGGCUUGUAUUUUUUUUUUAUUUUGUUUUUUUUUUGCUCUAAUGCUGCUACGAAAAAAAAAAGACUCAGAGAGAGGGUUUAUAGAUCAGCUGAGUGAUGAUGUCAGAGCAGAUCUAUUUAUUAUGUCUGUACCAUAGAGUGAGCUCGACCAGAGAAGAAAAAAAGGUUAUUUAUAUUUUUUCCUCGAGACUGUAUUAUAAUUUAAUUUGGGUUUUUUUUGGUUUUUUUGUUGUUGUUUUUUUUCUUUUCUGCCUGAAUCGUGUUUUCCCUUGUUAAUGUGUACAGUAUGUUUUCCGGGCGUCGACCCAGAGAAACGUACAAUCCUAUCAAAAGGGAUACAUUGUUAAUAAAACUAAAUUUGAAAACCAA